Messenger RNA from Papaver somniferum (opium poppy), 750 nucleotides. RefSeq names its product serine/threonine-protein phosphatase 6 regulatory ankyrin repeat subunit B-like. The record is from RefSeq and is a predicted model, not a curated record. Bases 1 to 750 code for a protein of 249 amino acids. Lineage: Eukaryota; Viridiplantae; Streptophyta; Magnoliopsida; Ranunculales; Papaveraceae. Gene Ontology annotation, molecular function: protein binding. The transcript has 2 exons.
AUGCGGUUCAUCAAAAUCGUUGGAAAUGUUAAUGCAACAAAACAUGAAUGGAGAAUUGGAGAUACUCCUUUACAUGUCGCAGCAAGGUCAAGGUCAAAGGAAAUAGUUUCACUGUUUAUUGACCACGCCCGCCGAGAUUCUCAAGCGAUCGGAAAUCAAGAUGAAGAUGUCGAAAGAGGGAUAACAUCGAAAGAGUUGCAACUUGUGAUAAUUGCAAACAACAAGAAUAAUACAGCGCUUCAUGAGGCGCUGCAAUAUCAAACCUUAUCAGGGAUACCACAGUUGUUAAGAAGUGCGGACCCGAGUUUUGAAUAUUUUGCCAACGAUUUCGGUGAGACCCCACUUUACCUGGUUGUGGAGCAUGGAAGUCCUGCUCUGUUGGAACAGAUACUCGAAUUCUGUCCAUCUCAACGUUAUGGUGCCCCGGGUGGGCGUAUGGGUUUACAUGCACUAGCGCUUCUAGCUCGUUCCUCCUUCAGAGGGAAAUUUUCAAAAUCAGUCUAUCUAUUGAGACAUGCUGCGAAAGAAGUCGAUAAAUAUGGCCGUACUGCACUUCAUUAUGCAGUGUAUUCCGGUAACAUCGAGUUUGUUGAUGCGGUGGUGAAAGUCAACCCAUCUGUUUGUUAUGUGUCUGAUAAAGAUGGCAUGACAGCUCUCCAUCACGCUGCAGCAAAAGAUGCUCAAUAUUGGGAUUCCAAAAAAAUAAUGAAAAUAAUGCUUAGACAUUGCCCGUGUAGGUACGCGAAUUAG